AUGAUUCUUAAAAUUUUAAUAUUGGGGGCCGGUUACGGAACUCGACUUCAGCGAGACAUUCUCCAAGAUGCUAGUCAAAAAUAUUCACAUCUUCUUGGAAUUCCAAAAGCCUUAUUACCAGUAGGAGGCCAAGAUGCAUUAAUUACACAUUGGCUUCAAAUAUUUAAAACCACUAAUAUUGACAUUGCAUCCUCAGUCUAUGUGGUAACCAAUAACCCCUCAUACCAAAGUUUUAUAUCAUGGGCUGAUAAAAAUGGAAUUCCGAGAUCGAAUAUUGUAAAUGAUAAAAGUACAUGUAACGAAAAUCGGCUAGGUGCUGUAGCUGAUCUACUAUUUGGAUUAAAUUAUUUUAAACUAUUUGAUAACGAUUUGCUUAUAGUUGGUGGAGACACAUUGUUCUUAAGAGAUUUUAACUUUAAUAAAUUAUUAGACAAAUUUUCGACAUUUAAUGAUGGAUGUUUAGUGACAACAUAUACCAUUCCUAAGAACGAAAUCAGUAAAUAUGGUAUCUUAACAAUUAAUAAAUUAAAUGAUAAUGGAUUAUUUGAAGUUACAGAUUUUUUAGAGAAACCGAAUCCAGAAUCAACAAAUUCCUGUAAUGCUUGUCCAUGCUUUUAUUUUUUAAAAAGUGAAGCUCUGCCUUUAAUAGAAGAAUUUCUUAAAGAAGCAGAAUUAAAGGGUGCCAAACUUGAAGACAAAGAUGCUACAGGAAAAUUUUUGGCUUGGGUUAUUAAAGGAAAACAUUUUAAAUUUUAUGCUGUACAAGUUAAUGGGAGAAUUGAUGUGGGCGACUUGAAAAGUUAUGUGGAAGCAAAAAAAUAUUACGGGGAUUAG
Molecule: messenger RNA, 834 nt
Organism: Dentiscutata heterogama
Lineage: Eukaryota; Fungi; Glomeromycota; Glomeromycetes; Diversisporales; Gigasporaceae
Source: the annotation of a GenBank genome assembly